AGGUAGUGUAGUGAAAGGUGAACGUUUGAAAGAAUAGUAUACAUUUGUGGAUUGGUGCCUGUCAUCUUCAAAUGUGCAUCGCAGUGGCCGUGCUUGUAUUUGUUGCAUUGCGCUCUGGUUUUAGAUGACCAGCCAUGAAGAAAAGUGCCUCGUGGGAUGAAUACUAUGAGAAGAGUGUAACUUUGCCAUGACGGUUUCCGCCGAUGCUCUGCGAGAAGGCUGUUCAUACUAUGAUGUCCUUGGUGUUCCGAGGGAUGCCGACUACUUGACGAUCCGGAGGAGCUUCCUCGCUGCUGCCUUAGCGCAUCAUCCUGAUCGUAUAACCAAUCGCUCACAAUCAUAUUCGUUCCUACCUUAUGCGUCAGAGCUUAGCUCCGGUCUUAGGCACGAUGGGUGUCUGCCGUCCAAUCCUAGCGGUAAGAGUUGUUCGGCCCAUGAUUUGACUGAACCGUUUAGUGUUGACGACCGUUGUACUAUUCGCUGCGUCUCGAGGAUCGUUACGGGUGAUGCGAAUUGUAAUAACGGUAAAAAUGCGGCUGCGAUUGACGCAGAAAACAAGGGCAGGGAAAGUGGCGCAGAAUUCUUGUGCACAUCAACAGAUGAAGGAGAUGGCUGUAGUCGGAGGUCGUUGAGUGCUGCAGAAACAGUCAACGAGAUCUUAGAGGACGCUUUUGUCGUUGAACCGGAGGAGGAAUCUGUUCCAGCAGAAGUUGGUAGGGACGACAACAAUGCGGCCAGUUUUCGUAGAAUCCACGAUGCGUGGUCCGUGCUGCGAGAUCUGCGAAAGCGAAAAGAGUAUGACGAAGAGCUAAACGCCGCUGCCACGAGAUGGGGAAAUCAAUUGGGAGCGCUUGUCGAAGAUGUCGACUUGGAUGACAUGAGUUGGGAGCAAAGUGACGAGUCUUGCUCGACUGGCCAAUACGUCUAUCCAUGUCGGUGUGGCGACUGCUACGUUGUGAAGGAUGAAGAUUUGAUGAUGACAUGCACCAAAGGUGCUUUUGCUUUAGGAAAACACUCGCACGUGCAGUCGUUGAUCACUCACUGUGGCUCGUGUUCAUUGAGCAUCCGAAUUCAGUUCUGUAUGGUAGAUAGACAACAGUAAGAGUAAGAGACUUCAAAUAUAUAUAUAUAUCGUCAAAUAUAUAUAUAUAUAUAUAUAUAUAUAUAUAUAUAUCGUCACAAACAGAACUGCCCGGUAAACCGUAGGCAGAGAGAGAGAAGAGGACAACAAACGAGGGGCUGUGACAAACUGUUUCGUCGGAGUUUCACUGACUCAUCAGGAGGCUGCAUAUAUAUAUAUACAUUUUGGAUAAGGUUUGGAUAAGAUUGAAAAAAAAAAAAAAAAAAGGCGGUGUUGUAAUAUUAACCAUUUUGACUGUAUUAACCAUUUUGGUACUUCCAUGGUCAUGAUGUUGUGUUAAACCACCAGUGCUUCGGGGGGGCGCACGUUUUUUUUGACCCGGGCUCCAGACACGCUGCGCGGGAAGUUUUGUCGAAAGGCCAGUGUGACUAUAUUUUGUUUUUCUUCUGUUGAUUGGCACCGCCAUUCAUCGUAGUUUGGCAGCCCCGAAGCCCGGUGAAGGAGGUGCGUUAACAUCAACGGUCCGCAGUCGAUGUAUGGGCCAAGUACUGGUGGUUGAAGGGGCAGGAUUCUCUUCACUCCCUUUCUUUUUGUCUUACACUGUGAAUGAUGAAGAUUUGAUGACAUGCAUGGAAGGACUUUCAGGAAAAGACUGGAAUCUGCAGUCCAUGGUCACGCACUGCGGCUUUUGUCCGUUGAGCAUCCGGCUUCUGUUUUGUGUGGCAGGCAGGUAGACAGUAGGAGGAGAGUCGUGGUGAUGAUGUCCUGUUAAAUCAUCAGUGCACUCGGGCUUGGCGACCUUCCAGUGCGCGCUAAGCUUCUGCGAAGAACCAGCGGUGCACCUUUUUUUCUUCUUGGCUGGCGCCACCAGCCAUUGUGGUCUGGUUUGCUUGAACCGUCCGAAAUUUCUGUAGGCGACGAAAGAUUUCUCCACAAGGCUGGGGGCGCGAACUGGCUGUCGGUAACCGCCUGAUCCGACAUGAUAUGUUUUUUGGUAUUUCUCUAAAAGAGAGAGUGAGAAAGCUGGAGGCGGCCCGUGAGGACGGAGAAAAGAACAAUGGCGUCCGGCACACGCCUGUCACCCAUGCUAGUAGAAACCUUUUACAAUCCGAGCGCUGUUCGCUUUCGUCAUUCCUGCAUGCUAGCCAACCACGACGGCGAGGAAACACACACACACACACACACACAAAAAAAAAAAAAAAAAACAUUUGCAAUUUUAACUUUUAAAUGCGUAACAGUGAAAUUCAGUUACAAUUUUCACGAAUGUUGCUCCGAAGCCAGGAAAUUCGUGAAUGUGUAUAACCUAGCUUUAGGGUUGGGUGCGGAUGUGUUUUAUUUGAGGGAUGUCGGGACUGCAUUUACAACUGCAUUUAAAACGUGACUGGGGCGGAGUUACCCCCUUCAAAAAAGUACCGCUUAAAAAGAAAAAAAACUGCUGCUCCUUUUCCGCAUCAGGGUAGAGGCAGGUAGCACUUUCGAAAAAUGUCCGACUACUUUCGUGGUCAGGAUUCAGCGUGGUCAGGAUUCAGCGUGUGGCGCCACGACGUCAAACGUUUGCACAUGCUUCCUAUCUCAGCACCGCACCCUACUCGAGCAAAAAGAGGUGGGAUACGAGUUUUGCCUAAAAGC
Molecule: messenger RNA, 2710 nt
Organism: Chara braunii
Lineage: Eukaryota; Viridiplantae; Streptophyta; Charophyceae; Charales; Characeae
Source: the annotation of a GenBank genome assembly